Phacochoerus africanus (Common warthog) is the source of this 11213-nucleotide messenger RNA. It is a transcript of the gene GOLGB1, whose product is annotated as golgin B1. The coding region runs from base 135 to 9950 and encodes 3271 amino acids. Gene Ontology annotation, cellular component: Golgi apparatus; endoplasmic reticulum-Golgi intermediate compartment; membrane. The record is from RefSeq and is a predicted model, not a curated record. The transcript is spliced from 22 exons. Lineage: Eukaryota; Metazoa; Chordata; Mammalia; Artiodactyla; Suidae.
GUCCCAACAGCGAGUGGUUGAGUCCCGCAGCGGGGCGCGGCGGAGGUGGGUGUCGUGUACGGGAUUCCCGAGCUGACGUGGCUUAAAUUUGGGAGGGGGGCAGCUGGCGCCUCCGGCAACAGCCUCUUCCAGAAAUGCUGAGCCGAUUGUCAGGAUUAGCAAAUGUUGUUUUGCAUGAGUUAUCAGGAGAUGACACUGCUGAGAAUAUGAGGACUUCUUUAGAACCUGAAUUACCCCAAGAAUCUGACAUGGAAUUUAAUGAUAGAACACAAGAGGAUGUUCUGGAGCGCCUGGCUUAUGCCGAGCAGUUGGUGGUGGAACUAAAAGAAAUCAUUAGACAGAAGGAUGCUCAACUGCAGCAGCAGGAUGAAGUUCUGCAGGAAGAAAGAAAAGCUGCUGAUAACAAAAUAAAAAAACUAAAACUUCACGCCAAGGCCAAAUUAACAUCUUUGAACAAACACAUAGAAGAGAUGAAGGCACAAGGAGGGACAGUUGUAUCUGCAGAAUCUCAGUCAGAGGAGCAACUUUCUAAGCAUGACAAGAGUUCUACAGAAGAAGAGAUGGAAGUAGAAAAGAUAAAACAUAAACUCCAGGAGAAGGAGGCACUAAUUAGCAGUUUGCAAGCCCAACUUACCCAGGCACAGGCAGAGCAGUCUACAAAGAGUUCAGCAGAGAUGGAAGAAUUUUUCACGAUGAAGAAGCAGCUCCAAGAGAAGGAGGAACUUAUUAGCACUUUGCAGACCCAGCUCAGCCAGACGCAAGCAGAGCAAGCUGCUCAGUUGAGUUCCAUGCAGCAGGUGGUCCGAGAGAAAGAUGCCCGCUUUGAGACACAAGUUCGUCUUCAUGAAGAUGAGCUUCUUCAGUUAGUAACCCAGGCAGAUGUGGAAACAGAGAUGCAACAGAAAUUGAGGGUGCUGCAGAGGAAGCUUGAGGAGCAUGAAGAAGCCUUGCUGGGCCGUGCUCAGGUCGUGGACUUGCUGCAACAGGAGCUGACUGCUGCCGAACAGAGAAACCAGAUUCUCUCUCAGCAGUUACAGGAAAUGGAAGCUGAGCACAAUACAUUAAGAAACACUAUAGAAAAGGAAAGACAGGAGUCCAAGAUUCUGAUGGAAAAGAUGGAACUUGAAGUGGCAGAGAGAAAGUUAUCCUUCCAUAACUUGCAGGAAGAAAUGCAUCAUCUUCUAGAACAGCUUGAACAAGCAGGUCAAGCCCAGGCUGAACUACAGUCCCGGUACAGUGCUUUGGAGCAGAAGCACGAAACAGAAAUAGAAGAGAAGACCUCUCACAUUUUGAAUCUUCAAAAGACUGAACAAGAGCUGCACUCUGCCUGUGAUGCCCUAAAGGAUCAGAAUUCAAAACUUCUUCAAGAUAAGAGUGAACAAGCAGUUCGUUCAGCCCAGACCAUUCAGCAGCUAGAAGAUCAACUCCAGCAAAAAUCUGAAGAAAUUAGCCAAUUUCUUAAUAAACUACCUUUGGAAAAACUUGAAACAGCAUCUCAGACUUCUUCGCCAGAUGUUUCUAACGAGGGUACACAGGCAGUCACUGAGGAGAGUAUUGCCUUUUUGCAGAAGAGAGUGGUGGAACUAGAGAAUGAAAAAGGAGCCCUGCUCCUUAAUUCUACAGAGCUGGAGGAGCUGAAAGCUGAGAAUGAAAAACUGUCCUCUCAGAUUACUCUCCUGGAGGCUCAGAAGAGAAUCAGCGAGGCAGAUAGAGAAGUCAGUGAGAUCAGCAUGGUUGAUAUUAUUAGACUCAAUAAAAGCAGCUGUUCUGCUGAGGAAAGUGAACCAGAUGUCCUGGAGAACACAUUUUCUCAGAAACAUAAAGAACUAUCCGUGUUAUUGUUGGAAAUGAAAGAAGCUCAAGAGGAGAUUGCAUUUCUUAAAUCACAGCUUCAAGGCAAAAGGGCAGAGGGAGACCCUGAGGUGAUUGACCAGAAAGAAAUGAAACAGAUAGAGAGUGAAGGAAUACCUCCGGUUAAAAUGACAGUACUGCUUGAAGAUACAGGACAACAUUUUCCCCCAGUGCCAGAUGAGGAGAGCAGUCUUCCAAUAACUGAAAAAGAAGAGCAGAUGAGCACUAAAUAUCAACACAGAACAUCUGAGGAAAUACCAUUAAGUGAUGCUAGAAUGGAAUUAAAAUCAGCAAAGCAAGAUGAUGAGGAUAAAGCCCCUUCUGCUGUACCAGCUAUCUGUCAGUGUCACCAGGAUGAAUUGGAAAGGCUAAAAUGUCAAAUUUUGGAACUUGAAACAAACCUUCAUAAAGCAGAAGAAAUCCAUGAGAAAAAUUUAGAUGAGAAAGCUAAGGAAAUAGGCAGCCUAACCCAGCUGAUUGAAGAGUUUAAGAAAAAUGCUGAAAACACCAAUAGCGCAUUCACUGCUUUAUCUCAAGAAAGAGACCAGCUUCUUUCUCAGAUGAAGGAACUUAGUGUGGUGACAGAACUGAGGUCUCAGGUACAGCAACUGGAAGUGAACCUUGCAGAAGCAGAAAGGCAAAGACGACUUGACUAUGAAAGUCAGACUGCUCAUCAAAACUUGCUCACUGAGCAGAUCCACAGUCUCAGCAUAGAAACUAAAUCUAAAGAUGUGAAAAUUGAAGUUUUACAGAAUGAACUGGAUGAUGUGCAGGUUCAGUUUUCCGAGCAGACUACACUGAUCAAGAGCCUGCAAAGCCAACUGCAGAAGAAGGAAAGUGAAGUGCUUGAGGGGGCAGAACGUGUGCGGGAUAUCUCAAAUAAGGUGGAAGAACUUUCACAGGCUCUUUCACAGAAGGAACUUGAAAUAGCAACAAUGGAUCAGCUCUUACUACAGAAAAAGAAAGAUGUGGAAACCCUCCAACAAACCAUUGAGGAGAAGGAUCAGCAAGUGACAGAGAUCAGCUUUAGUAUGACUGAGAAAAUGGUUCAGCUUAAUGAAGAGAAGUUUUCUCUUGGGGUUGAAAUUAAGACUCUUAAAGAGCAGCUGAAUUUAUUAUCCAGAGCAGAAGAGUCCAAAAAAGAGCAGGUGGAAGAAGAUAAAGAAAUUGUUUCUGGCCUUAAGCAGAAUUAUGAUGAGUUGAGCCCAGCAGGGCUUAUAAGUAAAGAAGAACUUCAGCAUGAAUUAGACCUUGUGAAGAAGGAAAGUGAGCAGAGAAAGAGAAAGCUCCAGGCUGCUCUUAUUAACAGAAAGGAGCUUCUUCAAAGAGUCAGUAGAUUAGAAGAGGAAUUGGCCAAAGUGAAAUAUGAACCCAGGAAAGAGAUCCCACUCAAUGAGAGCGAGAGGAGAGAAAUGGAGGAAGAUAAAGAAGGCAAAGAAGACAUAGAAAAAUAUGUGACUUCUAAGUGCCAAGAAGUAGAAAGGUCAUUGAAGCAGGUAAUAUCUGAGAAGGAAGUGGAACUAGAGCAUGUAAGGAAGGAUUUGGAAGAAAAGGCAGCAGCUGAAGAACAGUUACAGGCUGUGGUCAAACAGAUGAAUCAGAACUUGCAAGAGAAGACAAGCCAAAUAGAUCUGCUCCAAGCAGAAAUCAUUGAAAACCAAGCAAUUAUCCACAAGUUAACCACAGGUACCAAGGAUGCAGGUGACGGAGACUCAGCUGCACCUGUAAAAGAAGCAGUGGCCAUCAGUCCGCUUGUUGCAGGUAGUGGAGAACACUGGAAACCAGAACUGGAAGAAAAAAUAGCGGACCUUGAAAAAGAAAAGGAGCAACUUCAAAAGAAGCUACAGGAAGUAUUAACCUCUCGCAAGGCGAUUCUAAAAAAGGCACAGGAGAAGGAAAGACAUCUUCAGGAGGAGCUGAAGCAACAGAAAGAUGACUUUAAUCACCUGCAAGAACAGUUUGAUGAGCAAAGCAAGGAAAAUAAGGACAUUGGGGACCAACUAAGGCAACUCCAGUUUCAAAUAAGGGAGUCUAUGGACAGAAAACUCCCAGGCCGUGGCCAGCAGGAAACAGGCUCUCCCACUCAAGGUUUAGAAGAGCCUUUAUACAAAGCCACAGAGCAGCAACCUGCUCACCCUGUUUCAGAGUCUGACUUGUGCUCAGAUUGGCCUCCUUGUCCUGGAAAUACAGAUGUGCUCCAGGGCAAUACUGCUGUUAUUGCCCAGAUUAAGGCCCAGCUGAAAGAAAUAGGGGCUGAGAAAGAAGAGUUAGAGUUGAAGCUUAGCUCUACAACAGGUGAGCUGACUAAAAAGGCAGAAGAAGUAUUUCAGUUACAAGAGCAGAUAAACAAACAGGAUUUGGAAAUCCAAAGUCUGAAGGCAGCGUCCCAUGAAGCUGAAGCCCAUGCAGAAAGCCUGAGGCAGAAAUUGGAAAGCAGUCAACUAGAAAUUGCUGGAUUAGAACAUUUGAAAGAAUUACAGCCUGAACUAGAUGAACUCCAAAAACUCAUAAGCAAAAAGGAGGAAGAAGUUAAAUACCUUUUUGGACAGCUGAGCGAGAAGGAAAUGGCCCUUACUAAAGUUCAGGCAGAGAUAACAGAUCAAGAGGAUUUAAUGAAGGCUCUGCGUACGCAGCUGGAAAUGCAAGCCAAAGAACAUGAUGAGAGGCUAAAGCAGUUACAGCUGGAGCUUUGUGAAGUGAAGCAAAAACCAGAUGAGACUGGAGAAGAAACUAAAGCAAAGCAACAAAUACAGCGGAAACUGCAGGCUGCCCUUAUUUCCCGAAAAGAAGCACUAAAAGAAAACAAAGGUCUCCAGGAGGAGUUGUCUUUGGCGAAAGAGACCAUUGAACAUCUCACUAAGUCUCUGGCAGAUUUGGAAAACCAAGUUUCCGCUCAAAAUACAGAAAAAGAUACAUUCUUAGGGAAGUUAGCUCUUCUUCAGGAAGAAAGAGACAAACUCAUUGCAGAAAUGGACAGAUCUUUAAUGGAAAAUCAAAGUCUCAAUGGUUCUUGUGAAAGUCUGAAAUUAGCUCUGGAGGGUCUUACUGAAGACAAGGAAAACUUAGUGAAGGAAAUUGAAUCUUUGAAAUGUUCUAAGAUUGCAGAAAGCACUGAGUGGCAAGAGAAACACAAAGAGUUACAGAAAGAAUAUGAAAUUCUUCUGCAGUCCUAUGAGAAUGUUAGCAAUGAGGCAGAAAGGAUUCAGCAUGUGGUGGAAACUGUGAGGCAAGAGAAGCAAGAACUAUACGGCAAGUUAAGAAGCUUAGAAGCAAACAAGAAAGAGACAGAAAAGCAGUUGCAGGAAGCUGAACAGGAAAUGGAAGAGAUGAAAGAAAAGAUGAGAAAGUUUGCAAAAUCUAAACAGCAAAAAAUCCUAGAGUUGGAAGAAGAAAAUGACCGGCUUAGAGCAGAGGUACCCCCUGCAGGAGGUAUACCUAAAGACAGUAUGGAAGCACUUCUUUCUUCCAAUUCUGACAUGAAGGAGGAACUAGAAAGGGUCAAAACAGAGUAUAAAACCCUAUCUAAGGAGUUUGAGGUGUUAAUGACCGAGAAGGACUCUUUAAGUAAAGAGGUUCAAGAUUUAAAGCAUCAGAUAGAAGGUAAUGUAUCCAAACAAGCUAGCCAGGAGGCCACUGAGAAACAUGGUAACCAAAUAGAUGUUGUUGAAAAAGCAACAUCUGUUCCAGAAGAGGCUGAUAAGCAAGACUCUCCAAGUAUGAGCACAAGGCCUGAAAAUUCAGAAUCCAUUCUGUUUGAGGACAAUGCCAAGCCUGAUGUAAGUGAGAAUAUCAGCUUACAUGAUGAAAUUAAUAACUACCUACAGCAGAUUGAUCAGCUGAAAGAAAGAAUCACUGAAUUAGAGGAGGACAAGCAGAAAGACAAGGAAUUUAGCCAGACUUUAGAAAAUGAGAGAGAUGCUUUAUUGAGUCAAAUAUCCGCAAAGGAUGGUGACCUAAAAAUGCUCCAGGAAGAGGUAACCAAAAUAAACCUGUUAAAUCAGCAAAUCCAAGAAGAACUUGUCAGGGUUACCAAGCUAAAGGAGACAGCAGAGGAAGAGAAAGAUGAUUUAGAAGAGAGGCUUAUGAAUCAAUUAGCAGAACUUAAUGGAAGCAUUGGGAAUUAUUAUCAAGAUGUUACAGAUGCCCAAAUCAAAAAUGAGCAACUAGAAUCUGAAAUGCAGAACCUUAAAAAGUGUGUGAGUGAAUUGGAAGAAGAAAAGCAGCAGUUAGUCAAGGAGAAAACUAAGGUGGAAUCAGAAAUACGAAAGGAAUAUAUGGAGAAAAUACAAGGUGCUCAGAAAGGACCUGGCAAUAAAAGCCAUGCAAAGGAACUUCAGGAGCUGUUAAAAGAAAAACAACAAGAAGUAAAGCAGCUGCAGAAGGAUUGCAUCAGGUAUCAAGAGAAAAUUAGUGCUCUGGAGAGAACCGUUAAGGCGCUAGAAUUUGUUCAGGCUGAAUCCCAAAAAGAUUUGGAAAUAACCAAGGAAAAUCUGGCUCACGCCAAGGAAGAUCGCAGGAAGGCAGAAACAGAAUUAGCUAGCUUCAAAGUACUACUAGAUGACACUCAAAGUGAAGCAGCAAGGGUCCUAGCAGAUAAUCUCAAGUUGAAAAAGGAGCUUCAGUCAAAUAAAGAAUCAGUGAAAAGCCAAAUGAAACAAAAGGAUGAAGAUCUUGAGCGAAGACUGGAGCAGGUAGAAGAGAAGCACCUGAAAGAGAAGAAGAAUAUGCAAGAAAAACUGGAUGCUUUGCGUAGAGAAAAAAUCCACUUAGAGGAGACAUUUGGAGAGAUGCAGGUUACUUUGACCAAGAAAGACAAGGAAGUUAAACAGCUUCAGGAAAACUUGGAUAGUACGGUGGCCCAGCUUGCAGCUUUCACCAAGAGCAUGUCUUCCCUCCAGGAUGAUCGGGACAGGGUGAUAGAUGAAGCCAAGAAAUGGGAGAGGAAGUUCAGUGAUGCUAUUCAAACCAAAGAAGAAGAAAUUAGACUUAAGGAGGAGAAUUGCAGUGUUCUGAAGGAUCAGCUUAGGCAGAUGUCCAUCCAUAUGGAGGAACUGAAGAUCAACAUUUCCAGGCUUGAGCAUGACAAACAGACUUGGGAGUCCAAAGCCAAGACAGAGGUCCAGCUUCAGCAGAAGGUCUGUGACACUCUACAGGGGGAAAACAAAGAACUUUUGUCUCAGCUAGAAGAGACUCAACACCUAUACCAUAGUUCUCAGGGUGAACUAGCUAAGUUGGAAUCGGAAUUUAAGAUUCUCAGAGACCAGUCAACUGAUUUAAAUAACUCUUUAGAAAAAUAUAAGGAAAAUAAAGAACAUUUGGAAGGCAUCAUAAAGAAGCAAGAGGCUGAUAUCCAAAAUUGUAAGUUCAAUUAUGAACAGCUAGAGACUGAUCUUCAGGCCUCUAGGCAACUGACCAGUAGGCUACAUGAAGAAAUAAACAUGAAAGAGCAAAAGAUUAUAAGUCUGCUUUCUGACAAGGAACAGGCAAUCCAAGUAGCUGUUGCUGAACUGCAUCAGCAGCAUGAUAAAGAAAUUAAAGAAUUAGAAAAUCUACUGUCCCAGGAGGAAGAGGAGAAUACUGUCCUAGAAGAGGAGAACAAAAAAGCUGUUGACAAAACCAAUCAGCUUAUGGAAUCACUGAAAAAUAUGAAAAAGGAGAACAUGCAGCAGAAGGCUCAGCUGAAUUCCUUCGUUAAAUCCAUGUCCUCUCUCCAGGAUGACCGAGAUCGCAUCGUAAGUGACUACCAACAGCUGGAAGAGCGACAUCUCUCGGUGAUCUUGGAAAAAGACCAACUCAUCCAAGAUGCUGCUACCGAGAAUAAUAAGCUAAAGGAAGAAAUUCGAUGCUUAAGGAGUCAUAUGGAUGAUCUCAAUUCUGAGAACGCCAAGCUCGAUGCAGAGCUGAUCCAAUAUAGAGAAGACCUGAACCAAGUGAUAGCAAGGAAGGACUGUCAGCAAAAGCAGCUCCUUGAAGCUCAACUUCAGCAGACUAAGGAGCUGAAAAGUGAGUAUACCAAAUUAGAAGAAAAACUCAAGGAGUCUGAGGAAGCAAAGGAGGAGCUGAAGAGGUCCUCUCUUGCUCUACAGGAGGAGAAGCAAGGUUUAUCGAAAGAGAUUGAGAGCUUGAAAGGAUCUAUAUCCCAGCUAAAGAAACAGUUGACAGCCUUGCAAGAAGAAGGUACUUUAGGAAUAUUUCAGGCCCAAUUAAAAGUAAAAGAAGAAGAGGUACAGAAGUUAAGUACUACUCUUUCUUCCUCUCAGAAGAGAAUUACAGAGCUGGAAGAGGAAUUGGUUCGUGUUCAGAAGGAAGCUGCCAAGAAGGUGGAUGAAAUUGAAGAUAAACUGAAGAAAGAACUAAAGCAUCUUCAUCAUGAUGCCGGGAUAAUGCGAAAUGAAACUGAAACAGCAGAGGAGAGGGUGGCAGAGCUUGCAAGGGAUCUGGUGGAGAUGGAACAGAAGUUGCUUGCGGUCACCAAAGAAAAUAAAGAUCUCACAGCACAAAUCCAGUCUUUCGGGAAGUCAAUGAAUUCCCUGCAAAAUAGUAGAGAUCACGCAAAUGAGGAGCUUGAAGGCCUGAAAAGGAAAUAUGAGGCCAGUCUGAAGGAGCUGGCACAGCUGAGAGAAGAACAGGGCCUCUCAGGCAGGGAGAGAGAGGUUCUUGUUUCUAAAGCUGCAUUUCCGGUGCACUCCACUGGGGAUGACAGCUCACCCCACCUUGAGAAACUUAACCAGCAGCUUCUUUCCAAAGAUGAGCAAUUGCUUCACUUGUCCUCACAGCUAGAAGAUUCUUACAACCAAGUGCAGUCCUUUUCCAGGGCUAUGGCCAGUCUGCAGAACGAGAGAGAUCGCCUGCUGAAUGAACUGGAGAAAUUCCGCAAGACAGAGGAAGGGAAGCAGAGGUCUGCAGCCCCACCUGCAACCAGCCUAGCUGAAGUGCAGAGUUUAAAAAAAGCUAUGUCAUCACUCCAAAAUGACCGAGACCGACUACUGAAGGAGUUGAAGAAUCUGCAGCAGCAAUACUUACAGAUUAACCAAGAAAUCACUGAGCUGCGUCCACUGAAGUCUCAACUUCAGGAGUAUCAAGAUAAGACAAAAACAUUUCAGAUUAUGCAAGAAGAGCUCAGGCAGGAAAACCUCUCUUGGCAGCAUGAGCUGCAUCAGCUCAGGAUGGAGAAGAGUUCUUGGGAAAUGCAUGAGAGGAGAAUGAAGGAGCAGUACCUUAUGGCUAUUGCAGAUAAAGAUCAGCAGCUCAGCCAUCUGCAGAAUCUUAUGAGGGAACUGAGAUCUUCUUCGUCCCAGACCGAGACCCUCAAAGUGCAAUACCAAAGACAAGUAUCCCCAGAGACAUCCACUUCCCUAGAUGGAUCACAAAACCUAGUGUAUGAGACAGAACGUCUUAGGACUCAGCUCAAUGACAGCUUAAAGGAAAUUCACCAGAAGGAGUUGAGAAUUCAGCAACUCAACAGCAAGUUCUCUCAACUGCUGGAGGAGAAAAAUACCCUUUCCAUUCAGCUCUGUGACACCAGUCAGAGUCUCCGUGAGAACCAACAGCACUAUAGCAACCUUUUCAAUCACUGUGCACUCCUGGAGAAGCAGGUUCAAGAGCUGCAGGCGGUGAAUGAGAAGGGGCCACCAAAUAUAGAUGUUGCUCCAGGAGCUCCCCAGGAAAAGAAUGGAGCUCACAGGAAGGGUGAUGCUGAGGAACUGAGGGAGCCACAGAUAAGCUUUUCUGAAGCCCAGCAGCAGCUGUGCAACACUAAACAGGAGAUGAAUGAAUUGAGGAAGCUGCUGGAAGACGAACGAGAACAAAGAGUGGCUGCUGAGACUGCCCUGUCCGCGGCUGAGGAGCAGAUCAGGCGGUUGGAGCACGGUGAAUGGGACUCUGCCCGGUCUCCUAUCAUUGGCUCCUGUGGCUCUCAGGAGCAGGCACUGUUAAUAGAUCUUACAGGCAACAGUUGCCGAAGGACCCGGAGUGGUGCUGGAUGGAAGCGGGUUCUGCGUUCGCUCUGUCAUUCCCGGACCCGGGUGCCACUGCUGGCAGCCAUUUACUUUCUGAUGGUUCAUGUCCUCCUGGUUCUCUGUUUCACGGGCCAUCUAUAAACUUAGUUCUCACCUUUUGGACCACUCCUCUCAGAACUUGGAAUUCCUUCACCUCUAACAUCAAAACCAUCAAUUCCAGUGGAACAGUCUUCCCGCUUACAGGUCCUCUCUCCCACUCUCCACAGAAAGUGCCUGCAGAAACAGAGGUGGAUAUGAGCACAGGUCAGAGCUGCAGGGACCAGCGAGUCUACUUUCUCGUACUGCCCAGGGCCUGACACUUCUGCAUCAUCUGAAGAGGCCCCACAGUUGGUUUGGAGCCUAGUCUUUGUUCAGAUUUUGCAGGGCCCUGAUCUUUUAUGGUCCUGUAAGGGAUGCUGAGGAAUGUCUCAGCCAGGAGCAUGGUUCCGACAAACCUCAUAAUCCAAAGUCCAGUAUCGUUUUGAUUGAUACUUUCUUUGCCUCAUGUACCUUAUAUUUUCUCCCACUUCAGAGGGAAGGUGGACCUGCCAUGAGCAAUGGCAGGGGGCAAUGUUCUGGGGAGCAUCGUCUCGUAGGAUAUCUAAUUAGGUUUCUUGCAAAAUAGGGUGGGAGUGGAAGAAUUCCCCCGGAGAAUGUAACUGUUGGAUCACAGGGGAGGACAGCCUGUCCUUCCCUUGGCUGUUCAGACAUAACUGGAGUGAGGUUCGUGGCCCUGGAUUAUAAGGGGAGGGUCCCAUUGCUUAUCCCUUGAUCACAUGUGUACCGAGGUAUUGAGUGGCCUGUGUCUUUCCUUUCACUGAAUGACAGGAGGCACUGGCUAGGGAUAGUGGGAUACAAUUCUUGUCAUUCCUGGAUGAGCCUCAAAUGUGGGCCGGAAGCCACUACACUAGGACCUAGUCGUAGGCGAGUUGCUGACUCCCAGCCAGGAAGGUCUCCCUGGUCUGACAGCCGCUCCUAGCCUCUUGAAGUACAAAGCUGCUUUGCUGUUGGUGACAGUUAUUCCAGUUUCUUGGUGCAUGUAGUCACCUGCCCUCUUUGGUAACAGCUGAGGAAAACAGAGACUAUAGAGAAGACAAAAAUAUUUAAAUCCAAGCCUGAGAAUGACAGCUGGGUUUGAAUUCCUUGUGUGCCUAUGCCCCUCCCCCACCCUUAACCUGCUGGUUAUUUUCUCAUUUUGCACAUGAUGUGUUCCCUGCCUGCUCUCACCACCCAAAGAGGAGAGAAAACUGGUGGAUGGACUGAUCUGCUCUAAUCCUUUGUUCUGUGGUGGCCAAAUAUUGGUCACAGCAACCCAGGAACUUUCCUGAACAACUGUAAAAUAAUAAAAUUAUUUUCAGAAUGAAA